GUUUUAAUUAAUUGUAUGGAUAAAAAAUAUUAAGAAUUAGUUGAUAAAAAAGCCUUUUUAGACAGCGAAUUGAAAAAUCUUGAAAGAAGCAUUUUUGAUAAUGAGACUAAGUAUCUAGAAGAAACAGCAUUUACUGGUAAUGUAAUAAAAGGGUGGGAUGGUUAUUUAAGCAUGAAAAAUACUAAAUUAAAUUCAGGCUUAUAAAAAAAGGGUAAAACAAAUUAAAAUGAUCGAAUAUUUUCAUAAAGUAGUAAGACAUCUCCUUUUGUACCAGAAGUGAUACAUUAAAAUUAAGUGACAAAUCCAGUAAAAUAAAUGAUUACUGAUGGAAGUGGGGAAGAUAAUAAAUAUCAUUUCAGAAGAACAAAAAAGAAAAAGUAUGUUGGUUUUCAAAAAAAGUAAUAGUGAUUAUAAAAAUAAAUUUAGUGAUUAAGGAAUACAUACACCUUAAAGUUCAAGUGAUGAAUAUUAAGCAGAUAAAAAAGUUAAAGUUUCAAAGAAGUUUUGA
Molecule: messenger RNA, 508 nt
Organism: Paramecium sonneborni
Lineage: Eukaryota; Ciliophora; Oligohymenophorea; Peniculida; Parameciidae
Source: the annotation of a GenBank genome assembly